Messenger RNA from Cryptotermes secundus, 6335 nucleotides. It is a transcript of the gene DNApol-alpha180, whose product is annotated as DNA polymerase alpha catalytic subunit. The record is from RefSeq and is a predicted model, not a curated record. The transcript is spliced from 29 exons. Gene Ontology annotation, biological process: lagging strand elongation; DNA replication; mitotic DNA replication initiation. NCBI's taxonomy places the organism in Eukaryota, Metazoa, Arthropoda, Insecta, Blattodea, Kalotermitidae. Gene Ontology annotation, molecular function: purine nucleotide binding; chromatin binding; single-stranded DNA binding. Gene Ontology annotation, cellular component: alpha DNA polymerase:primase complex. Bases 115 to 4608 code for a protein of 1497 amino acids.
CAGUUUCCCGCCAACACAUAAAUGUAGGGCAAAAUGUGCGUAUCUAGUGGUCUGUAAGGCAAGGAUAGAGAGGAAUGAAUAUUGUCUUGUGAAAUAUACAUUAAAUAUAAUGAAAUGGAAGACACAGGCUCACUGUUGGGUCCGAGGCUAAAACGUCAGAAGCUUGAUAACAAGGGUCGUUUAGCUGCCUUAGAGAAGCUGAAACAGCUGAAAGGCAGCAAGCAUAAGUAUGAAAUAUCUGGAAUUGAUAAUGUGUAUGAUGAAGUGGAUGAAAGAGAAUAUACAAAGAAAGUUCUUGAGAGGCAGGAUGAUGACUGGAUUGUUGAUGAUGGUGGCUGUGGAUAUGUGGAAGAUGGACGUGAGAUAUUCGAUGAUGACCUGGAUGAUGAGUCCAUUAUAUCUGCUGCAUCACAAAAUAAGAAAGAAAGAGUUGGACCAAAGAGACAGAAGGAUAGAAGAAAGGAGAUUAAUCAGAUGUCUUCAGAUUCUGCUGGCAAAUCUAGCAACAUCAGAACCAUGCUUAUGAACAUGCCAGCAAAGAAGAAAAAAGAGGCCCCUGUGAAACUUGAUGAAGAUGCCAUUCUGGGGGAUAUCAUGGAGGAGCUUAACAGCACGUGUACAGUAAGGCCCACUACUCACGCUACAAAAUUGAGGAGGUUGACUCCAGUCCAGCCUACAGACUUGGCAGCAAGGAACUAUAUCCAGUCCCUGACAUCUAGCACUCCAAAGUUGCCUUUGAAGUCUUUGACUCCAAAAGCAGUGCCAAGUUAUUGUACUCCAACUACAGAGGAGGAGAAGACACAGGGAAGUAUCAAUACGCUACCAGAAAACAGUGAUUCAGAUGACAUAAUUGUAAGUGAUGUUCCUUCAAAUGGUGAUACACAGCCAACAUCAUCACAGAUAAUUGAUGAUUUUGACACCAGUGACAUAAUUCUUGAUCAGGAAGCUUUUAAAGAGAUGGAAUUGGAGUAUAAGCAAGCUGAUGGUCUGAAGGAGAAUUUACACAGUGGAAAGGUACAGGAGCCAUCAUUGGACACCCUUUCCAUUAAUGGCUGCAUGAAACAAACACCAGUAGCAGAAGAGAGGUUGCCAGCUGUGUGGGACACUAUGGUAACUGCAGCUGUCUUUGGCAACAGCAGCAGCAGUACUAACAGUACAACAGACAUUAAAGUUGAUCUAACACAGUUGCCGCUUGUUACUACAGAGUCUGGUGAGAAGGUGCUAAGAAUCUUUUGGUGGGAUGCAUAUGAAGACUGGGUCAAGCAGCCGGGUGUUGUAUAUCUGUUUGGAAAAGUAUGGAUUGAGUCAGCAAAGACUCAUAUCAGCUGUUGUGUUACCGUGAAGAAUAUUGAGAGAAGAAUUUACAUUUUGCCACGUGAAAAGCAUUACAACAUGCAUACCAAGACGUCAUUGGAUGAGGAUGUGACCAUGUUGGAUGUGUACAAAGAAUUCAAUGAGAGAAUAGCAGAACGCUACAAGAUUUUGCAAUAUAAAUCACGCAAAGUUGAGCGACAUUAUGCUUUCAGCAUCCCUGAUGUCCCAAUGAAAUCUGAGUAUUUGGAGGUUAUGUACCCAGCCAGCCAGCCAGCAGUGCCAUCUGACCUGCAAGGUGAGACAUUUAGCCAUGUGUUUGGUACAAACAGAAGUGCUCUGGAGCAGCUGCUGUUGGACCGCAGGAUGAAAGGUCCUUGUUGGCUUGACCUGAAAUGUGUUCAGCCUGUCAGCAAUCCUGUUAGCUGGUGCAAAGUUGAGGCAAUGGUGGUGAAACCAGAACAUGUGACACUCUGUACUGUGAUGCCUUCUCCUGCCCCUCCACCACUUGUGGUGGCAACAUUGAACAUCUGCACAGUGCUCCAUCCUUCAAAUGGUCAGAACGAGGUAGUCAUGGUUGGUUGCCUGGUUCACAAUGAUUUCCAUGUGGACAGGGCACCUCCUCAGCCUCCGUUCCAGCAGCACUUCUGUGCUUUCACUCGACCAUCAGACAUGGCCUGGCCGUUUGACUUCAGUGCUGUAUCAGCACAUUACUCGUCAACAAAGUUAGAGAAGAUGGAUACAGAACGUGCACUGCUGGGGUUCUUUCUUGCAAAACUCUUCAAGUUGGACCCUGACCUAAUUGUGGGACAUGACUUGUAUGGCUAUGGAUUAGAACUGCUCAUGCAUCGCAUGAAUGUCAACAAGAUCCCACAUUGGUCUAGGCUUGGAAGACUGCGCAGAGCUAAUAUACAGAGUGGGAAGGGACGCAUGGUUCAGUUGGAGAAGAAUGCUAUGUGUGGGCGACUGGUUUGUGAUGUGAAAAUAUCUGCCAAGGAACUAAUCAGGUCUCGAAGCUAUGAUUUGGGAACACUUUGUCAGAAUGUUCUUCAUAUAAAAGAAGACGAGAGAGCUGAAGUGACAAUGGAUGAGGUAAAACGACUGUAUGGAUCAUCUCAGACACUUCUGCAAAUCAUCUCUUGCACCAUGCAGGACGCUGCAUACAUUGUUCGACUGAUGUGCGAGCUAAAUGUGUUGCCUCUUGCCCUGCAGAUCACAAACAUUGCAGGCAAUGUGAUGUCAAGGACACUAAUGGGUGGACGCUCAGAACGAAAUGAGUUCUUAUUGCUGCAUGCAUUCACAGAGAAAAACUUUAUUGUACCAGACAAGCAGUAUGGAAAGAAGCCUAUUCAUCAUGUUGAUGAGUUUGACAUAGAUGAUACAGUGAGUGGGCAACACCAGAAGAAAGGUCGAACUGGGAAGAGAAAACCAGCAUACACAGGCGGUCUUGUUCUGGAACCUCGGAAGGGGUUCUAUGACAAGCUGAUCUUGCUCAUGGACUUCAAUUCACUGUACCCCAGCAUUAUACAAGAAUAUAACAUCUGUUUUACCACCAUAAAUCUUGGUGUGCUCCCAACCAGUGAUGAAAAUGAGGAAGAAAUGCAAGUAGAACUGCCAAGCCCUGGACUGCAAGCUGGGAUCCUUCCAACAGAAAUUCGCAAGUUGGUUGAAAGCCGGUGUGAAGUCAAGAAAUUGAUGAAAAACCCUGACCUAGCCCCAGAUGUGAAAAUGCAAUACAACAUUCGCCAAAUGGCGCUGAAGUUGACUGCCAACAGUAUGUAUGGUUGUCUAGGGUUUCCACAUUCUCGGUUUUAUGCAAAGCCGCUUGCAGCACUGAUCACAGCAAAAGGCAGAGAGAUUUUGCUUAACACCAAAGAUCUUGUGGAGAAAAUGAACUUCCAAGUGAUUUAUGGAGAUACAGAUUCAAUCAUGAUCAACACAAACUGUUUGGAUUAUGACCAGGUCUUCAAGAUAGGUCACAAGAUCAAACUUGAAGUAAACAGGCUAUACCGGCAAGUGGAGUUAGAUGUUGAUGGUGUCUUCAAAUACAUGUUGUUGCUGAAGAAGAAGAAGUAUGCAGCUGUCUCAAUAUCUCGCCUCCCUAAUGGAGAACUCGUCACACAGCAGGAACUGAAGGGUCUGGAUAUUGUGCGGCGAGAUUGGUCCCAGCUCUCUGCUGAAGCUGGCAAGUUUAUUCUGGAGCAGAUUCUAUCAGAUCAGGAAGCUGAUGAGCGACUCUUGCGAAUCCAUGAGCACCUAGGGAGACUGAGAGUGGAUCUGGAAGCUGGGCGAGUCCCUCUGUCCUUGCUCACCAUCACAAAACAGCUCACUAAGAAUCCAGAAGAGUAUGCAGACAAGAAGAGUUUGCCCCAUGUACAAGUAGCACUCAGACUUAAUCAGCAUGGUGGCCGGAAGUUGAAGCAGGGUGACACUGUCACUUAUAUCAUAUGUGAGGAUGGAAGUAACCUUGGAGCCAUGCAGAGGGCCUAUCAUGUGGAUGAGCUGAAAACAAAUGAAAACUUGAAGAUUGAUGUAAAGUACUACCUGUCACAACAGAUUCAUCCUGUUGUGUCCCGACUCUGUGACCCCAUUGAAGGUACUGAUGCUGCUCGCAUUGCUGAAAGCCUUGGUCUGGACUCAUCAAACUACCGCCAUGUGCAGCGAGGACCACUAAAUGCAGAAACAGAUGUUGGUGAGAAAUUAGUUCUGUCAAACGAGGAAAGGUUCCGCAGCUGUGAAAGGUUCAAGUUUGUAUGCAAGAAUGAAUUUUGCAAGGCAGAGAUUGUUAUGGAUGAUCCUGUCAAGAAAACUGAUGAUAUAUUUUCACAUUUUACACUUGAGAAAUGUUCAAACCCACAGUGCACUACUGGUCCAUUUGAGUAUUUGGCCAGUAUUCAGAACAGCCUCACACUAGUCACACGAAAAUUCAUCCAUCGUUACUAUGAGAAUUGGCUGAUAUGUGAGGACCCGGCUUGUACCAAUCGCACACGUCAACUGCCAACAGAUAUGAAAGGGAACUAUCCACAUUGUAAUUUAUGCAGAUCAGCUAUAAUGUAUAAAGAGUACAAUGAGUAUGACCUGUAUACACAACUCAGCUUCUUUCAACACAUCUUUGAUCUGUCCAGAGUGACUGAUAAGCGUCCAAACAGCUUAGAGCUGGAAAAGGCUUAUGACAAGCUGCGAGAGCAGGCAGAGCAAACUCUCCGGCACAGUGCGUACAGUGUUGUAAAUCUGGCCAGCCUGUUCCAGCCCCUUACAUGGGACAGCAAAUCUGAGCACUGCAGUAAGAAGAGCUGAGGAACUUCUGUUGACAUCAUAAUCAAACAAGAACAAAUUCAUGGUGACACUGCUAAUGCUGUGAAAAUUCCCAGGUCUUAAAUCCAUUGUAAAUUUUAACCAGGUGAUUUAAAGAACCUGCAAGUGAUAUUACCUUUGUGUUGAAAGACAUGCGCAUGUAUCAUCUCGGCUGUCCUGUGUACAGUGGAUUGGAUAUUUUGUUGAUAAAGGAGUACGGUCUCUUGCUAAACUUUGUCCAUGUGCAUGCAGGUGUGCUUUGUUGCUAAUUACCAGUGUAAUGCGGUUGUAUCAAUAUGUUGCUUAUAGACUUCCCUUUUUAGCAUUUAGUCAUAAGAUGCAGAGAUAUAUGUUCACCUUUCCUGAGUGGUUAUGUAGAGUCUGUACUUUCUCAUGCAUCCUGAGUCACAUUAUUAUUAGGAAAGUUAUUAGGUUUUACCAGACUGUUCACCAUUGAAGGUAGCUUUUGCUACUUUAUGAGUUAACAGAAUUUUACCUGGUUAGUGAAAAAUCACCUGUUCUUUGUUCCUUUCUGAAAGUUUAUUUCAAUUGUAAAUAAGAUUAUCCUCAGAAUUAAUGACAAACUCUGCAGCUGUGUGAUAUGUAAGAUUGUUUAUCUCAUAGAGAACAUAUAUAUUGUCUGCAUUACAAAGGCCAACUGGUUAAUACUAGUUAGGGAAGAAAUUACUGUUUAUUCUGAAAAUGACAUAAAACAUAUGUAACAUUUUAUGGGCAGAAUGCAGUUUUUUAAUAUUAAAUUGGGUGGUACAGACAGUAACCACUGGGUUAAUCUUGCCCCUGCCAGUGAACUGAUUUGUCUGGUGAAGCAGAUUCUGCUAGGCUUGCUGAGUCCAAUUUGGGUGAUACAGAGAGAGAAAAAGGCUUACUUUUUUUGCACGUAAUUCACACAUGUUAAAAGGUGACAACCAUAUAGUACUUUUAAACACUUUCUACUGUUUAUCUUGGACAUAAGGGUCUCAUAUGUCUUGUUCAGCCUGGCUGUUCCAGCUUAAUCUUUAGCACAUCAUUGUGUAAUGACAGGGUUAAGAAAACUUCCCUGAAUGAAAUCAUUGCUGCAUUUAUUUCAAUUUAGAUGGGUUAGUACCACUUUCAUGCACCUAAAGAUUACCAAUAUGUCAGCCAUUUUAUGGUAGGAAAUUUAGUACUUAUAAUUUUUUAUGAAAACUUGUGUUCCAUUUCAUCAGUUUUAUUAAUUGUUGUGCUUCAAAUGCACAGUCCAUCACACAAACUUGAGCAAAUUUAUUCUCAGGUCUCCUGUUUUGCUCUUGUGUUUAUCCCAGUUGCAGUCAUGAUUAUUACCUGCAGUAACACAGUAAAUGCAAAAUUCUUAAGUUGUCUGGUAUGGUGAAAUUCUUGGUAUGGAGUUCAAAGAAAACUAUGAAGGUGCGAAUAAAGACUGCACUGUAAUAACAGUUCAUAUUUUUGUUAAUAAUGUUUUCAUAUUACAUGGUUUAUUAAUUUAAUACAUAAUCUUAUUUGGUAAAGUCAUUACAAUUACCUGUGAGUGCUGUUGAUAACUGCAAGAAGACACAUAAUUACGUCUAUGUUCUGAUUCAGAACAAGUUAUUUGUGUAAUAUUUCUAAUUCACUUUGUGUAUGUAGUUCUUUAUUAGCUCUCAGUUUGUAAUCAGCUUCUGUAUGUUGCAAUAUCUUUUGCUGUGUAAACAACUCUCAUUUGUUAUGAGAAUAAAUUGUAUGCAUGCUAAAAA